Salarias fasciatus (jewelled blenny) is the source of this 9670-nucleotide messenger RNA. Its product is annotated as protein NO VEIN. Bases 290 to 9121 code for a protein of 2943 amino acids. NCBI's taxonomy places the organism in Eukaryota, Metazoa, Chordata, Actinopteri, Blenniiformes, Blenniidae. The transcript has 47 exons. The record is from RefSeq and is a predicted model, not a curated record.
CGUUUCUCAGUCAGUAUGUAAAUUUUGAAUGAGAUACAGUGAUAUUGUCAAUCGGGUACACUAUUGCUGUCUUACGAUGCUUUUCAGCAACCUCUAAUGACGCGUUUGUGGAGUUAAAGAGCGAAAACAUCACAUCUGGGACAAUGUUUGCUAACGUUAGCCACAGUAAUGACCGUUUUCCUGGAAUGAGAUUCGCUUUCGGACCAGAGGAAGAAACAUGGUGAAAGAAGACACAUUCUCAGGCCAAACACCGAUCCAGCCCAACUGGUGCCUCCGCUAAAAGUUAGACAUGAAGAAGGUCCUGAAAAAUAUCGUGGCCCUGGUGAGGGAGCACCCGGCUGGGAUCCCACUGAAGAAGCUGUCGAUGUAUUACCAGCAGAAGUACCACACCAACAUGAUGAGCCUGUCAGAGCUGGGCUUCGACUCCAUGUUCAGUCUGGUAGCUUCUCUGCACAAGGAUCUGGUCAUGGAAGGACAGCUGGUGUUUCACAGGGAGCAUCGCACUGAGGCAAGGGCCAGAGAGGAACCUGGGGCGAGUUCGUCAGCUGGGGAUGGAGCGAAGGCACAGACCUCAAAAGGCAAAAUAAAAAAGUCAGACGAGGUUCGAAAAAAUCUUCUGGAAAUGAUGGAACAACAUCCAGGUGGAAUCCUUCUGUCUAAAGUCGCUAUUGUCUACAGCCAGACCUUCCACCAAAACCUGACCGUGGCCUCUCUGGGCUUCAGCUCCAUGUCCGACUUGAUUGAGUCCUUGAAGGACGAUCUCGUGGUGAAAGAAGGUCUGGUCUUCCACAGGAGUCACCUGGCUCAGAAUCAACCUGACAGUGCCUUCCCAGCAGAGGCCGCCAAGUUGAACAGACCCAAUCGGGCACAAACACCGCCAUCCCUGCCCCGCCUCGCUGCUGAGCCACAGCGAGAGGUCAGCUCUCAGUGUGUGAAUCUCACCCAGCUGCCUUUGAUGUCCACUCCCACCUUCUUCUCCGGUCACAUUUCAUUUGGUGACCUGCCGACGCCGGCCUCCAGGCCCGCUGAGAAACUCUCCCAGGAGGAGCUGCACCAGAGAGUCAUACAGGUGAUGAAGAAGCACCAGGUGGCUGCGCCGUCCAUGGAUCAACUGCAACAGCUGUACAGGCAGCAGUUCGGUGAGCAGUUCCCCAUGCAGCAGUACAUGUCUCUGUAUGACAGUGUGGAGGCCAGGAAGCCGCCGGCUCAGCCCGAACUGGCAGCAGCAGCAGCAGCAGCAGCCAGGCCGAGCUCCACGUGGCAGAUACCUGCAGCAACAAAGAAUCCAGAGGAGCAGGGAGCAUCUGGACCCUUCAUCUUCCAAGGCAGCGACUUUCCAGCACUGGGAGACGACCGGACUGCGACCACGGAGGAGAAGAAGAGCAAAGUCAAAAAAAUCAGAAUAGAACCCGCCGCCCCCGUCUUCAGAGAGGGGUAUCACGCCCAGCUGAGAGACGUCCUGGGAGGUAACAUGAGGGCAGUGGAGGCCAUGGAGGACGAGGAUCUGCGGGGACUAAGAAGCACCAGGAACUGGGUGAAUACGGAUUCGGUGAACAGCCUGAUGGAGGGCGUGAUUCGACAGAUCGCUGCCGAGGGAGAGCUGGUCACUGAGCAAAAGGUGGUGUCCCGGGUGUGCAGUCUCAACCCCACUUUGAAUCCAGGAUCACUGAAACCCAGGACUUACCCCGCUCUCAAAGACCUUCAGUACAUCAUGAGAGAGAUCAACAUCUUCAUCGAGUGCACCGAAGCGGUGUCGUCCAUCUGCACCCUGUAUGAGCUCGGCCAGGCGCUGGCAGGACUGAAAGACAAGAAGCGCUACGAGGAGCUGAACCUCGGACCCCUCUGCAAACUCCCAAUGGUCCACCGCAUGUUCAAGAUCAGCGCCAACACCAAGGACGACGAUGUCUGCCAGAUCGAGACCGUCGACAUAUUGAAGCAACUCAACAGUUUCAGGAGGAAUCGUGCCAACGUGAGGGUUGACCUGGCCGAGUUCAUGAAGCACCUGGCCGACCACUACAACUGUGACUCUCCCUACGAGCUGGGCAUCAGGAUUCACAGCGUGGCGCUGCCCAUAGCGACCAUUUCCAAAGUGAGGCGCAACGAGCACGCCAUCCUGGAGCAGGCCAGGGAGGUGAUCCUGAAGGAGCUGGAGGAGGAGACGACGGAGAGGCUGAGGAAGCUGAAGAAGAACGUCCUGGAGCCGGUUCAGAACGCCGCCUCCUUCUCCUCCGCCUGCAACCUGGAGCUCAGGAAGAAGUACGCCUCCAUGACGGCGGCGGAGGUCGUGCUGGAGGUGUUCACCAACGCACAGGGAGUGUUCAGCCCGAAGAAGAUCAAGCACGCCCAGAACUUCCUGCUGGAGGUUUCAGCCGACCGGCUGGCCAUGGCCCUGUUUCAGCUGGCGGUCUGCGGAGGAUCCCUGGCCCCCCCUCAGGACCUGGUGCUCAAAGAGAAGGCCCCCAAAGCCACGGAACAAACUCAGGCCAACGACAAAAGUGACAUUUUGCUCCCGAGUGAAGCCAAAGUGAAGCAGUUCCUGAAAGACAGCCUGUCUGCCCAGAACUCGGCCAUCACCCUGGCUCACAUCGCAUCUCUGGAGAAGAAAGUGGCCAAACACUUCCAGGUGAAAGACUUCCUGUCUUUGGAGAAGGGCAGCUUUCUCGACUUCCUGGUGAAGAACAUUCAGCUCCUCCAGGACUCGCUGGGCUCCGCGUUGAUUCUGAGCAGCGGCGGCGGCGCGGAGCUGUCCGGCACCGGGUUCAAACCCACCAGACAGGACGUGUUCGAGUUCAUCAAGCACUGCGGAGACGUGACCUCCACCGAUCCAGACGAGCUGUCCUACAUCGAGGCGGCGCUGAGGUCUCACUACAGGGUCCGGGACAGUCGGGACCUGGGCUACGGCCCCCUGCACAUGCUGGCCGGCCUGGUGAAGCGCCAGAAAGCGCUGUUAGGGGGAGGGCUCAGCCCGGUGUACUACGAGUCAGCCAUGUUUGCCAAGCUCAGCAAAUCAAGUUCCGAAGGCGGAACCGAGACGGUGGGCCGCCUGGGUGAAGUGUCCCGGGCUCAAGCCCUGGCCUGCCUGCUGUCCUGCCCUCUGCUGGAGGAUUUAAGCGAGUGGAGCCAGUGGGAGCUGAUCUUCAAACCCGUCCACGGCUGCCUGAAAGAUUUCAUCGAGAGACAUGCAGCUAACACCGGCCUGGCGGCGUUAGAAGUGACCCCGGGUCUGCUGCUCCGCAUCACCACGACCACACACACCAGCGACAGGCACUUCUCCAGCGCCGCCGAGGCCCUGGACCCCGUCGGCGCCGCCGGUCACCUCGUGUCCAUGGCUGUGGCCGACGGCAUCGCCAACACUCCCACGGCCCUCCUGGCCAAUCACAUGGAGAGGGCUUUGGCAGCCGCCAUGGGGAACGCAGAUUUGUUCCCGGCUGAAGAGGACGGCCACAACGCGGUGGCCAAAUUCCUUCUGGCGUGUCUGACACGGAUCCCCGCCAGAAUAUGCCAGGCUCUUCUGCAGCAGGUGUUCCUGGAGCCGUUCUCCCGAGUGGUGGGCCAGGCUGUGUCCAAGGGGGUCCUGAUCACCGCGGCCCAGUCCGACCCGAAGCACCUCAACUGUCUGCACCGACUUGGCAUCCUGAUGGGGAUCACCGACUGGGUCAGGGACUACCAGAAGAAGCUCGACCCAGACAGGAGCCACAGCUACAGCACGUGCAGCGCACCGUCGGAGCAGGCCAAGUCUAAUUUGAUAGAUUCGGAGAGCAGCAGCCAGUCCGCUCUGAAUAUGAGUGAAGACGAGUUCUUGGAGGAAAGCGUCAUGGACGACAGCUCUGUGUUCCCACAGCUCAACCACAGCUCACAGCCAGUCAACGGCGAGCAGGAUGGAGGGGUGGAGGAAGAGGAGGAGGACGAAGAGGAACUGUAUGAGUUGGUCUCGCCCGCUGACGGAGAGACGUCGGAUAUGAGCAGCGAAGCCGAUGGAGCACGGGGGGAGGAAGAGAGCCCGGAGAAGUCCGACAGCGAUGAAAAGGAUGCUGGGAGCUGCCAGUCGGAGACCGCGCUCGAUCCCCACAGAGCCGUCAUCGAGGACAUCCGGAAAAGUGAGUUUGGCAUCGGGGUGGAGUUGACCGCCGAAGGCCAGAAGCUGAUGCAGGUCCACCAGGAGAGGCUGGGCCGCAGCCUGGACCGCCUCUCCACCGAACUCUACAGCAAAGACACGCACUUCGUUCUGGAGCUCAUCCAGAACGCCGACGACAACGGUUACCCGUCGGAGGCCGGCGUCAUCCCCGCGCUCGCCUUCGUGGUGGAGAAAGACUGCAUCACCGUGCUCAACAACGAGACCGGCUUCCAGGAGAAGAACAUCAGGGCCAUCUGCGACGUGGGCCGCAGCACCAAGGGCAAACACAAAUACGGAUACAUAGGACAAAAGGGCAUCGGCUUCAAGUCCGUGUUCAAGGUCACAGACUGUCCGGAGAUUCACUCCAACGGCUUCCACCUGCGCUUCGACAAGACCUGCGGCCCCAUGGGAUACAUCCUUCCCCACUGGAGCGAGGACGAGAGGCCGCUGGGGGCACAGCUGAAGGACGUCAGUCAGCACAGCUGGACCACUAAGAUCAGCCUCCCCCUGCGCACCGAGAGCCAGCAGACCAGAAACCUCUUCCACGACGUGCACCCGUCCCUGCUGCUCUUCCUGCACCGCCUGCGCUCCAUCACCAUCUGCAACCAGAGCGAGAAGCGUGUGGUGACGAUGACCCGGAAAGACCUGAGCCACAACGUGCUGGAGGUGGAGCACACGGACGGCGUGGAGCGCUGGCUGGUGGUGAAGAGCACGCUGCGGCCCACCGCCGCCAAGACCAAAGAGGACGUGGAGUCGACCGAGCUCGCUCUGGCGUUCCAGCUCGGCGGCGACACGGCGGGAAGCGACGCGGCCUGUCAGCCUCAGAAGCAGCCCGUGUUCGCCUACCUGCCGCUGCGCAGCUUCGGCUUCCGCUUCAUCAUCCAGGCCGACUUCGACAUCCCGUCGUCUCGGGAGGACGUCGACAGAGACAGCUCGUGGAACCAGUGGCUUCGAUCUGAAAUACCAAAACUGUUCCUCCAGGCCAUGGAUGUAUUUACAGAUCACCCAGAGUUCAAGGGGCUGAAGGGCCUCUGCCACUUCCUGCAGUUCGUCCCCCUCCCCGACGAGGUGCUGGACUUCUUCAAGCCGGUCGCUGGGAAGAUCAUUCAGUUGCUGAAGGGGAAGGCCUUCCUGCCCACACAGAGCUCAGACGGGACGGUGGUGCUGAAGUUCCCGUCCCAGGUGGCGGUGUGUCAGGACGCGGUGAUCCGCGACGUGAUCGGCGGCGCCGAGCUGGAGCGGCACCUGUCGCUGUCCUACCUCCACCCCGGCCUGAGCCCCGCCCCGCCCGCCUCCCUGCUCGCCCACCUGGGGGUGCGAAGCCUUCGGGGAUCGGACGUUACCACGGUAACCACAGCCAUGGCCAAGGAGCUGAUGAGAGUGGAGGGCAUCCAUUCAGAUGGAGGCCUCCGGCAACUGGCCAAGCUGCUGGUUUGCAACUUCCGAGCUCUGGAGCACGGCUACGGAGAGGCCGACUCCGUCCUGGAGACCCUCCGAGAUCUUCCCAUCAUCCCCCUGGCUGACGGACGCGUGGUUGCGCUGAGCGGGGAGGGAGUCUUCUUUCCAUUGGAGGAAAGCACGACCAAGAAAAAGAAAGCUCAGUCCCAGAAAGGGCCGCUGUCCGCUCUGUACCAGGACGUGAGCGUGGUUCACCCGUCUCUCCUGAACUGUUUGGAGCCUCUGGAGUGUCAGCAGGUUCGAGAGCUGCUCAGGCGACUCGGGGUUCACGAGCUGGAGCCUCAGGAGCUGCUGGAGCAACACAUCUACCCCACCAUAAGGAGCAACAAGUGGAAGACGAAGCCCGAGCCGGUGGUGGUGAGUUACCUGGUUUUCAUCAAGCAGCACUCCUCCUCCAGCCAGGAGGACUCAGACGCUGCAAUACCAGUCCUGACCAACAGGGGCCUGCUGUGCCCGGCCGAGGAAAAGGUGCAUUUCUCCCCCGGGUACGGCAACAUCGACCUGCCAACGCAACUGCCCGGCUGCGACUGGAUCCUGCUGGAUUCCUGCUACGUGCAGACGGACGGCGACGUGGCGGGAUGGAGGGAGCUGUUCAGCCGCCUGGGAGUCAGAGACGGCCUCAUCAUCCGCAAGGAGAGGCGAACGUUCACCGCCGCAGACCUGGCGUCCGGGCCCUGGUCGGUGGAGAGCGCCGCGUGGCGUCAGAGCCCGGCGGACGGCUGCGUGAUCGACGACUACCCCUGCGAGGAGUUCCGGGCCCUGGCCACGGCCGACCUGCCCGGCCCCCGCCUCCUGCAGCAGAGGGCGGCUCUGCUGAGGCUGCUGGAGACCAACUGGGACACGGGACACCGCUACUCGCAGUACCUCGCGGCGCAGCUGCUGGACGGCGACGGCAGGCCGGUCCGAAGCAUCAAGUCGUCCUUUUACCACUACCUGUGCCGUCUGGAGUGGGUGCCGGCGUUCCGCCCCCAGCAGGGAGGCCAGCAGGAGAGGAAGUACCUCCGUCCCAGCUCGGUGUACCUCACGUCCCCCGAGGUCUCCAGCCUGCUGGGGACGCACGUGGACUACGUGGACCUGGACUCCAGCGAGUUCAGCAGAGCUCUCGGAAUGAGGCAGACCGUCUCAGUGGACGUUCUCGUCGACUACCUGAAGAAGUGGUGCCUGAAGACGGCCGAGGCGGAGGACGAGGACGAGCUGGGCGGGGCGUCCUUCACCUCCACCGUCCAGCACAUCCACAACGUCUACACCUACCUGCAGGCCAACAGCUCCCAGAGCAGACUGAAGGAGCUGUUCCAGCACACGCCCGCCGUCUUCGUGGAGGCCAGCAGGCUGGACGGCGACUGGACCUCGGGGCGCUUCUUCCACCUGAAGGAGGUGUGCUGGAGCGACUCCACCGGGAUGUUCCAGCGCUACAGGGCGCACACCCAGAGGGCGGACAGCCCCGUCCAGGAGCCGCGGGUCCUGGCUCCGUUCUACAGCCCGCUCAAAGACUUCUUCAUCAGGCUGCUGAACGUGGAUCCCAGUCCCAACAUGAGGCAGUACGUUGGCCUGCUGGAGGUGAUCUGCUCCUCGUCUCCCAUCCCAACCGCCGAGGUGCUGCAGGACGUGUCCGUGCUGUACGCCAGACUGGCUCUGAGGUGCAAGAUUCUGGCAGCCGGGGAGCAUGAGAGCAUCUCUCAGCCCCGUCUCAACCCGGGCUACUGCUCCACUCUGAAAGGCAUGGUGUCCGACAAGAAGGUCUUCCCCACCAAGGACAACAACUGGGUGAGUCUGGCACGUAAGCCCAUGAUCAGCGACAGCAAGGAGCUGGAGAAGAUCUUCAAACCUCGCAAGGUGUGUCUGCUGAACCUGCCCCCGGCAGAGAGGAAGGCCCCGUCGAAAACCAAGACCUGGAACGCCGGAGAGCGAGCGCCGCCGCUGGCCUUCGAUGAGACGGACCGUCUCUUGUUUCUGGAGAUCUGCGGGAUCUGCCCGCUCUCCCAGUGCGUCACGUCGGAGUCCCAGACCGAGGCCUUCAGGCCGUGUCCCUCCAUGCAGGCCAUGGUGCGCUCGGUGGUGCCUUACAUCCAGAGGUUCCUCUACCACCACGACGAGAUGAGCCAGGUCUACGCAGAGCUCACCGACGGCAACAUCGCGGCCAAGAUCAAGAACCUUUCCUUCGGACAGGUGGGCCGGCUGUACAUCCGCUACCAGCUGAACCAGGCCGACGGCGAGGAUCCCGCCGUGGAGCUGCAGGACGUCAUCUGUCUGCUGAAGGACGACAAGGAGCUCUACAUCCAGAAGGAUCACCUCUCCGCCCAGCUGGACAUCUGCAGGGAGCUGGUGAAACUGUUCUGCAAAGAGAGCAGCCACAGAAAAGAGCUGAUGCACUUCCUGAGCGGCCUGAUCGCCUCGCUGAGUGACCCCAGAGCCCUGAAGAGAUUCCUGGACAAGGAGGACAUCAGAGAGCUGCCCGGUGGGGAGGAGCCGUGGGAAGUGCCAGAGCCCCCCAAACCGGAGGUCCGCCUGGAGAGAGUUGUGUCCCGAUCGCCGUCCGUCUCCGUGGAGGAGGCGGCUAAACCUGAAGCGAAGGACGGGGAGGAGACGCUGAAGUGCUGGCCUCCCCGAGCGCCGCUGCAGAGCGCCGCGGGCGUCCGCACAGCUCACGCGGACAGCGGCGCCGUGGACGCCGUCAUGAAGAGGUGGCCUCCGCCGGCUCCCCCGAAAGACUUGGAGCGGGACGCCGCCGUCCGGCCAACUGGCCACGAGGGAGAGCCGAUCAGGAGCGGCGUUCCCUCCGAACAUCCUCCGACGGUCCUCAGACAUUCGCCUCACGACUCCACCGGCACCCCCAAACCGCCAGUGGCAGAGCCGAGAGAGACCGCCAAGGCUAGAGAGGAGAAUCAGGCUCCGCCCACUCAGCCAUCGGCCCCGCCUCCUCCUCCUCCUCCACCUUCACCUCCUCCUCCAUCCGCUCCUCCCACCGAGGCCGCCGAGGACCGUCCUGCUGCCAACGGCCUCGCCGCUCCGGACGCCGUGGUGCUCUCCAGCACCUUCCAGGGCGGCGCCGCCCCGGCCCAGCGGCCGCCCCUCCACCUGGACUUCCCCCAGUGGUCUUCACAUGCCACGCUGGAGGACAUGGUGCUCACCUGCCAGAGACCCACCACCAUCGUCUUAUCCGACGACCAAACGGACGUGGCCGCCAUCGGCGAGUGGGGCGAGCAGCUGGUCAACUCCUUCCUGACCCACUGGAUGGACAGCGCCGACCCCCGCCGGCCCUCCCAGGUGUGCUGGUGCAACCAGAGCGGGGAGAGCGGCCAGCCGUACGACUUCCGGCUGAGCUUCGGCGAGACGACGGUGUUCGUGGAGGUCAAGUCCACGGUGAAGCGGGAGAGGGCCUUCAUCCAGCUGUCGGCCAACGAGCUGGACCUGGCGCUGAAGGAGAAGGAGCGCUACCACCUGUUCAGGGUCUACAGCGCCGGCGACGCGCAGAACGUGCGCCUGUGCCGCAUCCGCAACCUGGCGCAGCACCUGCACACCAAAGACCUGGCACUUUAUCUGUUCGUGUAGCGGCGAGGGCCUCCGGCCGCGACCACGCCUGCCUUCUGGAGUUCCUACUACGUGCACUGAGUUCUUUUAUGUGUUGCCUACUCGUUCAUUCUUCUUAAACUACACAAUAUUUCAAGUGUUUUUAUUUUUUGUGUACAUUUGUAGCUCUUUUGUAUCCCUCCCUACCUCACCCGUACUCGAGCAUUCCUUUAAAUGUAAUAAAUUUGAAGCGUCCUUCACCCCUCUCUCUGGCCUUCAGUCCUGUUACCUGGGCGACAGGUGAGCGGACGACACUUCACCGGGAUCAGGUGGGGUCCUCCUGCUAUUUCCAGGGUGCCCGUAUAUUUUUGUUUAAAUCUCUUCAUCCUUUUUAAAAUAUCUUUUUGCAGAUUUUUUUUUUAUUAUCUUUAAGUAGUAAUUUCCUUGUAGUAAUUUUGUGCUUCUUUUUUUAGUUGUGUAUUUGUAGUUGUUAUUUUUGCUAUUUGUUUUCAUUUUAGGAGUUUCAUUUGUUUUGUGUCUCUUUGUUGUUUUAUUGUUUCCUUGUUUUUUUUUUUUUUUGUCUCUUUUUAU